CAAACAAUAGAUAUCCAUCUUGUCACCUGAGUAUUUACAGCGGAAUUAAUCGUCCGAACAGUUCUCAAAGUCUAAAUUCCCAAACUUAAUAAAAAUGUUUUGUAUUCGAGUUACUGAAGUGAAUCCGGAACUAUUCCGAACUAUUGUCCAGCAUGCAAAUACAUUAUCUCGCCAGACAAUCCCAUUUACACCUUUCACAGAUCUAUCGGUUACUCACACUCAUCAUAGGCGUUACCUUUAUCGGAAUUACCAAGGCCAUCAUAUCCUUCCUCAUUUGACUAACAUAGAUGCAGUGUAACUUCUUUUGUGGCUGGCGGGUUUGGAUUUUCGCUGUUGACCACUUCCCUUGCGUAAGGCAUAUAAACAUAUCUAACCAGACGAAAGGUAGCAAACAUCCAUGAAAAUGCUACCGAGUACGCUACCUCCACAGCUCAUAUGGUGCCUAGCUAGGUACUUAAGUAAGUAUUUAUAGAGAUCCCCUAGUUUUCUUUGCUGCUGUUCAAUAAGUCAUUAUCACGGUAAAAAUCGAAUCCCUAUCAUAGUGGCGAGAUUCCUUCAUUAUAUCGGCAAUGGAUUCAUAUUGCUACGUGCCUUUUGGCACUGAACCUGAAUGCAAUCAGUUGCGAAUUCUUACCCUGUUCCCCGGCUCAAAAGAUCAACAAGUGGAAUGCAUUCUCGAACACGGAGACAUAGGCAAGUCUCCCCCAUACGAAGCCAUCUCGUACGUAUGGGGUAAUUCUCGAGACAAAGUCGAAAUUAUCUGCAACGGAAAGACCUUAGCCGUCACUACUGCCCUCGAAGAAGUUUUGCGUCACUUCCGCCUACCAUCCGAGAAGAGAAGUUUAUGGGCGGACGCUGUCUGCAUCAACCAGAGUGACGAUGAUGAACGAGGAAGACAGGUCCGUCGUAUGAACGAUAUCUACUCAAGAGCUAGUCGUGUUCUCAUAUGGCUUGGUGAAGAAAGAGAGAAUAGUGACCAGGGAAUUGCAGUAGCCUCGGAUAUUGCUCAGGCCUGUCACCAGUACACAUCAGCUGGCGGCUCGCUCAAGACGGUAUCAUUCAACGGUGAAUUUGCGCGAAAACUCUUUGGCAGAUUCAGAAACCGAUCUGAAUUCCCACGACUAGCAGCAUUCGCCAAAAUAAUCCAAAGAUUAUGGUUUACUAGAGUCUGGGUUGUCCAGGAGCUUGCAUUGGCGACACAGGCGACAGUCUUUUGUGGAAACUCAUCCAUCAGUUGGGCCGACCUCAUGGCUGCUAUCACCGCUCAAGACCAUCUUAACCUAUGGUUAUCUGACCAUGAGCGUAACGCCUAUGUCUUCAUUCUGGAAAGGGCCCGUCGUGAAUGGUGUGCUGGGGUCCGACAUAAUCUUCUUAGUGCCCUAUUCCGUCACCGAAUACUCGACGCUACUGACCCGAGAGACAAAAUUUUCGGUUUAAACGCCUUAACCAAAAGUGAACUCUCCAGAGUCCAAGCCUUACAGCCCAAUUACAAUGUCGAUACCACCGAGUUGUAUACAGCUGUGGCAAAGGAGGUGCUUAAGCAAACAUCGGAUCUCAAUCUGUUGUCCGUUCCUCGCCGUAUUUCUGGCACUGGACCAGAGAAUUUGCCUUCUUGGGUACCUGAUUGGUCCAUCACUCGCAUCACUGCGCCUUUAGGGCUAGCAAACUAUUCGGAUAUUAAUGAACUGGAUUUUUCUGCUAGCUGUUCGUCGAUGCCACAAGUGCAGUUUGCUGGUGCCGACUCGAAUUUCCUUGGAAUAUACGGUCAUUGUAUAGAUCGUAUCGCCGCUGUUGGUACAGUCCUGCGAGUGGAUCAGCUUCCACGAUCAAAUUAUCACGGCGUUCGAAUUCCGAAAUGUACCUUCGUUUUAAAUAACUGGUUCCAAAUCGCGAAAAUAUCAAAACCGGGGCCUUAUAUUACUGGUGAAUCAAUUCGGGACGCAUUCGUUCAAACACUGGUGUGCGAGUCGAGUCACGAACCUAUCGAAACAAUCCGUCGCCAAUUGGACAUUUUGGAGAGAGACGCCACCAUAACCAAAUGGAUUAGCUUUUUGCCUAGAUUUUUUCCAGAAUGGCUUGUGGAUAAAGCUGUCCACGUUGCUCAUGCGAUAAUCUUUUAUAAACGAUCUGAUCAGAUGACUCUGAACUAUAGAAUCCCCAUGUCGUCGCUGGCGGAUCGCCGGGUUUUUAGGACAAGCAAAGGAUAUAUCGGCCUGGGACCUGCUUUGGCGGAAGCUGGCGACGAUAUUGCUGUCGUACAGGGUGCGAAGGUACCUCUUGUAUUGAGAGCGAAGGAUUCGCAGUGGACGUUACAGGGCGACUGCUACUUAAGAGGAAUAAUGCAAGGUGAGGCUUAUCGCGAAGAUGAAUUAUCUCGGAUGUGGAUUGCCUAAGCUUUCAUUUAUCCCUUAGACGUCGGGACUGAGCGAUCAAUUUCAUUUACACAGUUAAAAUAACCAAAAUUCAAACAAGUUUGCAGUAAUCAACACACCCGACU
This is a messenger RNA of Hypoxylon trugodes, 2497 nucleotides long. Its product is annotated as HET-domain-containing protein. The transcript has a single exon. Bases 570 to 2393 code for a protein of 607 amino acids. The record is from RefSeq and is a predicted model, not a curated record. Lineage: Eukaryota; Fungi; Ascomycota; Sordariomycetes; Xylariales; Hypoxylaceae.